AUGAAUAAUUUACAUUGUUAGAAGAAAAAAAGAAUUCAUGAAGUCACUUAUGCUUAAAGAGUCAUCAAUUCUGUUAAACCAGAUAUAGAAAAUAUCAAAUUAAAUGAAAACUUAUUUUAAGCUCAAUAAAUGGCUAAACAUUCAUCUACAUUAAUUAGAGAUAUUUAGAAGGAUGUUAGAUUGACUCUAAAGAAAUAUGAUUCAUAUAUUAAGAUGAGUGAAUCUAAUAGAAAAAUGACUGAUAAUAAAUUUAGCGAAUCUACUAGAAGGUAUUAAAGUGAGAGUCCACUUAAAUAAUAAGAAUAAACAGAAAAGGAACUUGAAACUUUAAGAUAAUAACAAAGAAUUUUAAUGACUCUCCUUAACAAUCUACAAUAAUAAGAAAAACUAAUUGUUUCUUAAACAUCUCCUAAUCCUGAACCACAUCCUAAACCAGUUAUUGAUAAAGAAUGGUUUGAAUAAAAAACUAAAUAAUUAUAGUAAAUUUAAAAAUCAUAAGCAUAAAUUGAAAAUCCAUCAUCAAAAAGAUUAGAAAAGAGUGAUGUAAUAUAAAUUGAUCUUAGCAAAGUUAAAAGAUCACCUAAUAGUAAAUCAAGUUCUGCUUAACAUUUUUUUAGUCCAACUAAAAAUCCUAUUAAGAAUUCAGUUACUUAUUUUUAAAAUUAAACAUCAAGUUAUGCAAAGUUACAUAGAAAAUAAUCUAAUUCUCCUUAAAAAUGGGGUUAAUAUGGAGUAAUAGGUUAAUAGAAACCAGAGAAAAAUUUAAUUGUUAGUAAAAGGAAUGAAUAAUGGAAAUAAAGAGUAGAUAAUAAGAUAAAGAAUGAAGUAUCAAAAAAGCAAGAGAAAGAAAUAAAAGCAUGUACUUUUAAACCUAAAAUCUUGUCUAAAACUCCUAAGAGUAAUCACAAUAGUAAAGAAACAUCAACUGAUUUCAAUGAGAUUAUGUUUUUAAUUGAUGAUAUCAAUGAGUUUAAUGAUAAAUUCAAGAGAUCAACAAUUAAAAAAUGA
This is a messenger RNA of Paramecium pentaurelia, 1008 nucleotides long. NCBI's taxonomy places the organism in Eukaryota, Ciliophora, Oligohymenophorea, Peniculida, Parameciidae. The record is from the annotation of a GenBank genome assembly.